AUGGCCAAGACGGUCGUCAUUCUCGGAGCUGGCUGGGCUGGUCUCCCCUUGGCUCAUAAGCUUCUCAAGUACACGGUUCCCAAAGUCCCUGGCCUCAAGGUGAUACUCAUAUCUCCAAACAGCCACUUCUUCUGGAACGUUGCAGCUACACGUGGGAUUAUACCAGACGCCAUCCCGGACGACCAACUUUUCCUACCCAUCAAGCCUGCUUUUGACCAGUACCCUUCCGAGAGCUUCGAGUUUGUUCUCGGCAAAGCAGACAAGAUCAACCCUGCGGCGAAUUCUGUGCAGGUUUCUUCGGAAGAAGGAAUUCGACGCGAUAUUGUGUAUGAUCAACUGGUCAUUGCAACUGGAUCUCGAUUGACCAGCAACUUGCCGCUCAAGCCCAUCGGAAGCCACAAAGACACCCUCUCGGCAUGGAAAGACCUGAAGAAGAGAGUUGGCGAGUCCAUCUCGAUUGUCAUUGCAGGUGCUGGAGCUACCGGUAUCGAGGUUGCAGGAGAGCUGGCAGCGAGAUACGGACAGUCCAAGAAUAUCACUCUCGUGAUAAGUGGUGACCAACCGUUGGAAGGGGCCCAUUCUUCGGUUCGAGCGUCAGUGGAUAAGGACCUCAAGAGUCUUGGCGUGAAGCUCACCUACAGAGCCCGUGUGACCGAGACAAACGACGGCCAAAAUGGCAAACAGACGGAGCUCACGCUGUCGAAUGGAAGCAUCCUCACGGCGGACUUGUAUCUCCCCCUUUAUGGCAUCAAGCUCAACACUGGAUUUCUGCCUCAUGAGUUCUUGGACUUGGACGGGAAUGUGAAGCUGGAUAACAAGAUGCGAGUCACUGGCACGGAAAACAUCUGGGGUAUUGGGGAUAUUGGCAACAUCGAUCCGAAACAACUCACGAUUACCGACAACCAAAUCAUUCACAUGGCGGCAGCACUGGACGCGACCUUGACCGAACAAGGUUCUGUGAAGUCUUAUGAACCAGCAAACAAGGCGAUGAUCUUUAUCUCUCUCGGUAAGAAACACGCCACGGGUCAGAUCGGGAACUGGAAGCUUUUCUCCUUCAUGGUGUCGUUUGUCAAGGGGAGGAAGCUUUUCGUUGAUACAGCCGAGGGAUACGUUGGAGGAAAGCACUUGAGGCAUGCUUCGAUGUAA
Messenger RNA from Fusarium keratoplasticum, 1146 nucleotides. Its product is annotated as Pyr-redox-2 domain-containing protein. NCBI's taxonomy places the organism in Eukaryota, Fungi, Ascomycota, Sordariomycetes, Hypocreales, Nectriaceae. The record is from RefSeq and is a predicted model, not a curated record. The transcript has a single exon. Gene Ontology annotation, molecular function: electron-transferring-flavoprotein dehydrogenase activity; flavin adenine dinucleotide binding. Gene Ontology annotation, cellular component: cytoplasm. The coding region runs from base 1 to 1146 and encodes 381 amino acids.